Egretta garzetta (little egret) is the source of this 969-nucleotide messenger RNA. RefSeq names its product 2-oxoglutarate receptor 1-like. Gene Ontology annotation, cellular component: plasma membrane. Gene Ontology annotation, molecular function: G protein-coupled receptor activity. Lineage: Eukaryota; Metazoa; Chordata; Aves; Pelecaniformes; Ardeidae. Gene Ontology annotation, biological process: G protein-coupled receptor signaling pathway. The record is from RefSeq and is a predicted model, not a curated record.
AUGAACACAAAAAAUGAUGACUUAGUCAACCCCACCACCUGGCAAGACACUGAAGGUGAUAUUCCUGCCUGCACUGGCAUGGAAGUCGGUCUGAAGACUUUGUACUUCCCCAUUAUGUACAGCAUCAUCUUCUUGGUGGGCUUCCUGGGAAACACCAUUGCGAUUUGUGUUUACAGCUUCAAGAUGAGGCCUUGGAAGAGCAGCACCAUCAUUGUGCUCAAGCUGGUGCUCACAGACCUGCUGUAUCUCACCAGCCUUCUCUUCCUGAUACACUACUAUGCCAGUGGGGAGCACUGGAUCUUUGGCAAAUUCAUGUGCAAGAUCAUCUGCUUCAGCUUCCACUUCAACCUGUACAGCAGCAUCCUUUUCCUCACCUGCUUCAUUGCCUUCCUCUUCAUGGUGAUUGUCCACCCUGUGAAGUUCUUCCACAACCAGAGGAAGUGGUCUUGUGCAGCCAUUUGGAUGAUCUCACUGGCAGCUGCCAGCCCUGUCAACUUCUUGAUCUCCUCAGAAGAGACACAAAACAGAUCCUUACUCCCUGACCCUACCAGCUCUGAAAACAUGGGCACGAUCAGGUGGUAUAACUGGCUGCUGACCGGCCUGGCCACCGCCUUGCCAUUGCUGACAGUGACUCUGUGCUACACGCUCAUUAUUUACACCUUGGAUUCUGGGCCCCAUGCACGAGCUUGCUGCAGACAAAAGGUUUGCAGCCUCGCUGCCGUCCUCUGGGUGGUCUUCUAUGUGUGUUUCCUCCCUUUCCACGUCUUUUGGGUGGCUCAGGCUGAACUACGGUUGUGUCCAGUCAGCUGUCACGUGGAGAAGCAAAUCCACUCUGCCUAUAUCACCUCUUGGCCACUGGCUGAACUCAACACAUGUGGCAACCGACCACUUUAUGUCGUGAUUGGAGGUAACUUCCAGCAGGCCAUCCUCUCUCUUUCAAGGUGUAAGUGGAGCAAAUACAUCCAGUAG